AUGGUUCGCCUUCUUUUCGGCCUCUUGGCUGCUGGCGCGGCCCUCGUCCAGACCGUCGCCGCCCACAACAUCCAGCUGCCGGCCCACGGCCGCGAGUGCUUCUUCGAGGACCUGCACAAGGACGACAAGAUGACCGUGACCUUCCAGGUCGGCGACCGCGAGUUUGGCGGCGCAGGCAACCUGGACAUUGACUUUUGGGUGAGAUACCGCCCCGACCCCAGACUGGUGCCGGCCAUGUUGUACAUCACCAACCCGCCCGGCCAGUACGAGACGCUGCAAAAGUCCACGUCCAACGGUGACUUUACGUUUACGGCGCACCACGACGGCAAGUACAUGUACUGCUUCAGCAACGAGCACUGGGGCGCGUCCAGCAAGGAGGUGUCGUUCAACGUGCACGGCAUAGUAUACGUGUCGGAUGCCGACGGCCCCAAGGACCCGCUCGAGGCCGAGGCGCAGAAGCUGUCGGAGAUGCUGGCCCAGGUCAAGGACGAGCAGUCGUACAUUGUUGUGCGGGAGCGGACGCACCGCAACACGGCCGAGAGCACCAACGCGCGGGUCAAGUGGUGGAACCUGUUUGUGAUCACAGUCGUUGUCGGCGAGUCCAUCUUCCAGGUGUGGUGGCUGCGGCGGUUCUUUGAGGUCAAGCGGGUCAUCUAA
Sporothrix schenckii 1099-18 is the source of this 657-nucleotide messenger RNA. RefSeq lists its product as uncharacterized. Gene Ontology annotation, biological process: intracellular protein transport; protein retention in ER lumen; endoplasmic reticulum to Golgi vesicle-mediated transport. The coding region runs from base 1 to 657 and encodes 218 amino acids. Gene Ontology annotation, cellular component: endoplasmic reticulum-Golgi intermediate compartment; COPII-coated ER to Golgi transport vesicle; Golgi apparatus. The record is from RefSeq and is a predicted model, not a curated record. The transcript has 2 exons. NCBI's taxonomy places the organism in Eukaryota, Fungi, Ascomycota, Sordariomycetes, Ophiostomatales, Ophiostomataceae.